UUGGCUUCUCAGCUCAGGAGUUGAAGUUUCAGUUGACAAUGAUAUUUUGACACGUGCUGAUAUACAUAACCUCAACAUGGCGACGUCUAUUCCAAUUGCUGUUCGUGGUUCCUUGGGUUUGAACAUUACCAGCGGCCCACCAAGUUAUGGAGAUGUUGAACAGUUUACUCCUGUUGAAACCAAGUCUUGCAGAAUCACUGAGUUUAGCCCUGAUGGAAAAUAUUUUGCAUAUGCUUUUGGAACGACAUUAAAAAUUGUCCGAACUGAUACUUGGACUGACGUUGCCACUCAUGAGGGAAGAAAGACAUACUUUUUGGUGUUCUCACCAAAAAGCAAUUACUUAAUGAGUUGGGAGCCAUAUGAGAUCACAAAGACCAAUCCACAAGGUUCGCCAAACUUGAACAUAUAUAAAACAGAAACAGGAGAACAUGUUAAAGGUUUUGUUCAUAAAACUCAAAGUAACUGGGAGCCUAAGUGGAGUGAGGAUGAAAAGCUAUUUUCAAAAAUUGUGAACAAUGAUGUAGUUUUCUAUGAAGAUUGUAACUUUGAAAGGAUUGUUCAUAGAUUAAAAUGUUGUAAAGUUACUUCUUACAGUAUAUCACCUGCUGUCGGAAGUUAUUAUAUACUUAGUCACACACUUGGCACAUCUGGACAACCAUCUUUUGCAAGGUUAUUCAAAUAUCCAGAUUUUGAUAUGCAACAAGCAGUAGCAAGCAAAAGUUUCUUUCAAGCAGAUAAAGUUGAGUACUUUUGGCACUACAAAGGUCAACAUGCAUUAGUCCUUACAGUGACUGAUCUAGAUAAAACUGGUCAAUCUUAUUAUGGUAACCAGAGUUUGCAUUUUAUUGGCGUCAAUGGACAAACUAACUUGGUAUCAUUAUCAAAGGAAGGACCUAUAUAUGCAGUCUUAUGGUCACCAAAAGCUUUCGAGUUUUGCGUGGUUUACGGAUUGAUGCCAGCUAGAGUCACUGUGUUCAAUUUGAAGUGUGAAAGUGCAUUUGAAAUUGGUGCUGGUCACAAGAAUACAAUCCAUUAUAAUCCACAGGGAAAUAUUUUGAUGGUAGGGGCCUUUGGUAAUUUGCGUGGCAAUAUUGAUCUGUGGGACAUGAAUACAAGGAAAGUCAUAGGAACUUGCGAAGCAAACGACACUACGUUGGUCGAGUGGAGUCCGGAUGGGAUGCAUUUCUUAACAGCAACAACUGCUCCUAGGCUGAGAAUAGAAAAUGGUUAUAAAAUAUGGCACUAUUCGGGAGCACUGGUUUAUGAAAAACGGGUACCAAACAAUACUGAGUUGUAUAGUGUCAUGUGGCAGAAAUACUCUAAAAAUAUAUAUAAAGAGCCAGUUAUAUCUUCGGUGAAAGUUCAAGGUAUAGCUUCCUCUGAAGUAAAGGCUUCGACCCAGGCAUAUAGACCACCGUCUGCGCGCAACAAACCAGGAGUUACUUUUAAGCUUCACGAUGACGAUGAUCCUAUCCCAGCUUUCAAAAAGGAACCUGUAGUGUCCAAGGCUGCGCUUAAGCUUAGGAAGAAGCGAGAAGCUAAAAAGGCACGUAAAAAUGACGAAGCAGGAGAGUCAACUGCAGAAACUCCGAAAGUUAUAAGUAAUGUUAAAAUUACUUUAACUGGUGAUGUGGAGAAAGAUAAGCAGAUCAAGAAAAUUAAGAAGAAAUUGGAUGCCAUUGAAGCACUGAAAAAUGAGAGGGAUCAAGGAAAAAGUUUGGAAAUUAAUCAGCUGGCCAAGAUUAAGAACGAACAGGAAUUGAUCAAUGAAUUAAAUCAGUUGCAAAUUUAAUUUUUAAUAAUAUGUUUU
Molecule: messenger RNA, 1810 nt
Organism: Nicrophorus vespilloides
Lineage: Eukaryota; Metazoa; Arthropoda; Insecta; Coleoptera; Silphidae
Gene: eIF2A
Product: eukaryotic translation initiation factor 2A
Exons: 10
Coding region: 77-1792 (571 amino acids)
Biological process (GO): translational initiation
Cellular component (GO): cytosolic small ribosomal subunit
Molecular function (GO): mRNA binding; ribosome binding; tRNA binding
Source: RefSeq, a predicted model, not a curated record